AGCGUGGUGGGGGUUUUUGCAACGGAAGGACUUUUUUUUGAGUCAGAGACGCUUCUGGUCACGCAUCAAACAAGAAAUAUUUAAAAGACGACGCAAUUCCGCUCGCGGCCAUCUUCAACCCUUCGAAUUGUAAUACAAACAAACCAAUACCCGAAUACCCGACCAAUAAUCGAUAGCAAUCACCAUGGCGGAUAACCAAACCCCCGCCGUCGAAGAAGCUGCCGCUGCCGUCGCCAAGCUCUACCUUGACGAAGUCACUGGCGAACAGGUUUCCAAGACCGAGCUCAAGAAGCGCACCAAGCAGCGUGAGAGAGAGGCCGAGAAGGCUAAGAAGGCUGAGGCUGCUGCUGCUGCCAACCCCGCUGCUGCUAAGCCCAAGAGCACAGAAGCUUCUGAGAAGGAGCUUACUCCCAACCAGUACUUUGAGAUUCGCUCGCGUGCUGUCGAUGCCCUCCACGAGCAGGGCAAGGCCUACCCUCACAAGUUCCACGUCAACUACGACAUCCGCAACUUUGAAAAGGAAUUCUCCCACCUCAAGAACGGCGAGAGUGACAAGACCAAGGAGAUUACCCUUGGUGGCAGAGUAUACGUCAAGCGCUCGGCUGGCUCCAAGCUCUACUUCUACGAUAUCCGCUCCGAUGGCACCAGACUUCAGGUCCUGGCUCAGGCGGACUUUGUCGGUGAGAACACUCCCGCUUUCGACGAGCAGCACAUCAACCUUCGCCGUGGUGACAUCAUUGGUGUCAAGGGUUUCCCUACCCGUACCAACCCCAAGAACAAGCAGGGCGAGGGUGAAUUCUCUGGCGAGCUUUCCAUUGCUGCCACCGAGGUUAUCCUUCUGUCUCCUUGCUUGCACCAGAUCCCCGAUGACCACUACGGCUUCAAGAACAACGAGCAGCGUUUCCGCCAGCGUUACCUCGAUCUCAUGAUGAACGACAAGGCCCGCAAUGUCUUCAUCACCCGCGCCAAGGUCGACUCUUACAUCCGCCGCUGGUUUGACGACCGCGACUUCGUCUCUGUCCAGACCCCCAUGCUCAACGUCAUUGCUGGCGGUGCCACUGCCAAGCCCUUCAUCACCCACCACAACGAUCUCAACAUGGACAUGUUCCUGCGUAUCGCCCCGGAGUUAUACCUCAAGAUGCUUGUCGUCGGUGGUCUUAACCGUGUCUACGAGAUGGGCCGUCAGUUCCGCAACGAAAGCAUUGAUCUGACUCACAACCCUGAAUUUACCACCCUCGAGUUCUAUAUGGCUUACGCUGACAUGUACGACCUCAUGGACAUGACUGAGGAGCUCGUUUCUGGCCUCGUCAAGCACAUCCACGGCACCUACAUCACCAAGUACCACAACGCCAAGGGCGAGGAGUUUGAGAUCAACUGGGAGGGCCCCUGGCGCCGUAUCCCCAUGAUUCCCACCCUCGAGGAAUGCACCGGCGAGAAGUUCCCUCCUGCCGAUGAGCUCCACACUGACGAGAGCAUCGAGUUCCUCAAGAAGGUCCUUGCCAAGACUGGCGUUGAAUGCAGCCCUCCCCUUACUAGCGCCCGUAUGAUCGACGCUCUUACCGGCGAGUACCUCGAGUCUCAGUGCAUCAGCCCUACCUUCAUUGUUGGCCACCCCAAGAUGAUGUCUCCUCUUGCCAAGAGCGACCGUGCCACCCCCGGUCUCUGCGAGCGUUUCGAGGCUUUCGUCUGCACCAAGGAGAUUUGCAACGCCUACACCGAGUUGAACGUUGCCUCUGAACAGCGUCUCCGUUUCGAGGAGCAGGCCCGCCAGAAGGCUCAGGGUGACGACGAGGCCCAGGAGGUCGACGAGACCUUCUGCAAGGCCCUUGAGCACGCUCUCCCUCCUACCGGUGGUUGGGGUAUGGGUAUGGACCGUCUGAUGAUGUUCUUGACCGACAACUGCAGCAUCAGAGAGGUUCUUGCUUUCCCUACCAUGAAGCCCGAGUAAGACCACUCACGAACAAAACGCGAGUCUGUCGUUUGCCUUUGUCCAGUUCAAAAUUAAAAAUGAAGAGAAAGAUGUUAUGGGGAAACAACUACGUUUCCUUCAAUGUAGAAGACUGCAGUACAGAUAGCCUUCAAUGAUGAAUAUGAAAUCAGUUAUUUGAUAUAUGUGUAUUUAAUUGCCGUCUUUAAGCGGCAUGCUUUAUCUUUGUCUACCUGCUUUUCUCGUGUCUGGUGUAAUCUGGUAUCGAAUAAUCUGCAGUGAUUCCCAAACAUAAAAACUGAAAACAAAAAAGCCUCUUGUCCAUCACAACGUAGACGACUCGGGAGCAUGAAGCAAAAAGAAAGAGGAAGGAAAGUAUGAAAUCCGCCAAACAAAAAACGCCGUGCUAUGUCUUCUUCUAGAUCAUCAUCAUGAUACGUGGCGCGCCACAGGCAGUUGCUUUAAAAAGUGCUUUAGAAAGCAAUGCGACGCUUGCGGCCAGUGUACUUGGACGUGGCCUUGACAAUCUUUCCCUUGCGCUCCAUCUGCUCCUUUUUCUUGAUGAUCCAGCCCUUGCUACCCUUCUUCAAGCCAGCAGCCUUGGCUCCCAAUUUGCGUCGGACAUCCUCCACAUCGACGCCCUCCAUGCCCUCGACGACAUUGGUAAUAUCACCUGUACCACCUUCACCACCAGCAGUACCGACAGUCAAGACAAGGUACAACUUGACGUUCUUGGUGCCGGGGUCAUCCUCGAGCAGACCAGCGCCAAAGCCAGCCUUGACAGCAGCCUGAGUAAUCAUGUUGCGCUGGGUGUCGUUUUUCGGGUAGAACUGGCAGACAGCACGGCCACCUCGGCGCAAAGAGGCAUACAGGCCGUUGAAGAAGCGCGUCAGACGACCGGCAGGCGACGUAUCACUUGUUUCGGCGCUGCAGAGCCACUGGAUGGCAGAGAUGGAGAUGGCGGCGUCAAAGGAGCCCGCGCGGAACGGCACACCUUGGCCCAUGUCGGCAAGCAUAAGGUCGCCCUCAACAUCGCGCUGAAGGGCAACGUCCAGCAUCGACGGCGACAGGUCCAUGCCGAUCCAUGUGUGAGGGCCGCCGUCCUCGGGGUCCACGGCGGACAGGAUCUCGCCUGACAGGCCGGAGCCACAGCCAAUGUCGAGGAUGAGCGAGGGGGACUUGAGGUCGAGAAGCUCGAGGGCGCGACGGGUCAUGGACGCUUGGAUAUUUUGGAUACGGGAGCUGGUGGUGUAUUUUCUGGCUUCGACAUCGUCGUAGUGGACGUCGGC
Messenger RNA from [Torrubiella] hemipterigena, 3216 nucleotides. NCBI's taxonomy places the organism in Eukaryota, Fungi, Ascomycota, Sordariomycetes, Hypocreales, Clavicipitaceae. The record is from the annotation of a GenBank genome assembly.